AUGGGGAAGACUAAACACAUUAAUAAGAAACGUCCCAUCGAUCCUAUCACAUUAAGAAAAACACAGAAAAAGACUGCAAAAUUGUUGAAAAGAACAAAUCGAGAGUUAAAAAGGACGAAUCCUGAUCUCCAGAAGGUCAUCCGUCUCCAAAAGAAGACAGCAAAACUGUUUCGAACCAAGUAUAGAUUUGUGGCUACGCCUUGCUACUACUCACAUACGACUAAGAUGGGGAAGACUAAACACAUUAAUAAGAAACGUCCCAUCGAUCCUAUCACAUUAAGAAAAACACAGAAAAAGACUGCAAAAUUGUUGAAAAGAACAAAUCGAGAGUUAAAAAGGACGAAUCUUGAUCUCCAGAAGGUCAUCCGUCUCCAAAAGAAGACAGCAAAACUGUUAAGCUACGUCGCUGAUGGAAUCGGUUCCGCAGAACGUUUCCAUCCCUCACGCUCCUCUGAUGAACACGAAGAAAGRCAAACGUAUCAAGACUUGCAUAAUGCUUCAUCUCCCGAAGUCACUGCCCAAGAAAAUAAUCAAACGAAUAAUCUGUCUUACGAACUAAAACUAGUUUCGGAAAAACAUGUUCAGAAAUAUGGGGCCCAUGCAUGUGCAUAUACUUCUAAGGUUAGUCAUGUAAAUAGGUCAGAUAACCUUUUGAAAGAUUGUAUAAAUGCGUUAGACAAUUUGUUCGAGAAAGCUAUUUCUGAAGUUAAAGAAAAAUGUAAGCUUGACAAUCCAACUAGAGAUCGCAUGCGUGUCAUGGUUACUUCAUCAGAGUUGAAGAAACCUCUAAGCAGUCGUCUUGUUAGUGUUAAAGAACAAUCCCCUUCUUUGAUACUGUCAGAAAUUGCUAAAGUGUUGCAGUCGGACGAGGGGUUAAGAUUGGAUGAAAGUUUUACGAUUGACAUUGUUGCUCUUAAAUCACCUACGGGCCGGGGUAAGUCGUACAAGGUACUUAACUAUCGGAAACACACAAAAYUGAAAAAAAGCAUAAUAACGAUUCGUAACAAAGAUCAUCUUUGUGCAGCUCGUGCCAUAGUAACUGGUAAAGCGAUGGCUCUUAACGAUCACAGAGCUCGUCGAAUUAAACAGGCGCGACCAAUUCAGAGGAGGUUAGCUUUAGAACUACACGAAGAAGCAGGGGUGCCAGUAGGGCCAUGUGGGCUUGAAGAAAUACAAAAGUUCCAACAAGUCUUACCCAACUUUCAAAUAAAGGUCAUCAGUUUUCCUUCGAAUAAUUCUAUUAUUUUUGAGGGUAAAGAGAGCGACAAGCAAAUCGUAUUGUAUUUUAACGAUGGUCAUUUCGAUCUUAUUAAUCCGAAGAAACUGCCGGCUUUUUUUGGUAAGCGUUUUCAUUGCAAUACUUGUAAUAAAUACUACAACGAUGCAAAGCGACAUCCUUGUAACGAUGUGUGCCGAGUUUGCGAACAUAGAACCUGCGUUAGGUCUUUGGCUUCCGUAGAAUGUAAGGAUUGCAAUAAGUUUUGUCGUUCUCAAGGCUGUUUUGAUGCACACAAAAAAGACCGCACAAAGAACGGAAAGAAAUUCAGGUCAAAGUGUGAGAAAAGUUUUCGUUGCAAACAAUGUAACAGCACGGUUGCUUCUGAACGAAAAUUCCAACAUCGUUGUGGGGAAUACCGUUGUCCUAUUUGUAAAGACAUGGUUUUACUGGAUCACAAAUGUUUUAUGCAGACACAAGACCCAAAACAACCGUCUGAGAGACUCUUAUUUUUUGAUUUCGAAACAGAYCAGUCGAGUAAUGAGCACGUUGUCAACUUUGCAGUUUCUCAAAAUUUCCAAGGCGAAACUUUCGUUUUUGAAGGGUAUGAUGCACUGGACGAAUUUUGUAAUUUUCUUUUCGAGGARAAUCACAAAGAUUACACAGCUAUAGCUCAUAAUGCAAAGUCGUUUGAUAGCAUCUUUGUACUACGAUGGUUAUUACGGAAUCGACCUACUGCUGAUUUAAGCAUAAUUCGUAACGGACAAAAGAUCAUGCAACUCCUUGUUCGUGAUUACAACAUCAGGAUUAUAGAUUCCAUCAAUUGGUUCGGCAUGGGGUUAGAUAAGCUAGCUAAGACCUUUGGGCUGAACACGAGUGAAUUUUCCAAAGGUACUUUUCCUCAUCUUUUCAAUAGAGCUGAGAAUUUUGAGUAUGUAGGACCCAUUCCCAACUUAAAAUAUUAUGCACCGGAUACCUUACUCCCUGAGAAGCGUGCGAGACUUAUUGAUUGGCAUAAUUCGAUGCGUGAAGUGGUUACAUAUUCGAUGCGUGAAAGUGGUUACGUUUUCGAUUUCAAACAAGAAAUCUUGAAGUACUGUGAACAAGAUGUCAAUAUUCUUAGAGAAAGCUGCCUUCGUUUUCGUUCGAUUUUCCUUGAGGAAACUGAAACGGAUCCUUUUCAAUAUGUCACCAUUGCCGCUACCGUCAUGGGUAUUUACAGGCAUAAGUUCUUAAAACCAAAUACGAUUGCGAUAGUACCAAAACAUCUCUAUCGAGGAAUCAAUAAGUUGUAUUCCAAAGAUUCGAUUCAAUGGUUAGAAUUCGUAGCAUAUGUUACCAACACUGAAAUUAUCCAUGCAGAAAACUCAGGCGAACAUGUUAUUCAUGAUGACGAACAUGGGAAAAAAUACUUUGUUGACGGAUAUGAUCCCAUUAAUAAGAUCGUAUACGAAUAUUAUGGGUGUGUUUUCCAUUCGCACAACAAAUGUUGUGAUCCUACUUCUCCCAAUCCUUUUCGAUCUAAUGUGAACAAUCUAGAUAUCUAUGAACAAACUUUGAAAAGAGAACAGCGUCUCCGUCAAUUAGGGUAYGAAGUUCGCUUUAUUUGGGAGUGUGACUUUAAGACACUAACAAGUCAAUCCCAUGCCUUUCGACAUUUCAUAAGCACACACGAGCUCGUAGGUAACCUUUAUCCUAAAGACUCGUUUUUCGGUGGUCGUACUAACGGAUUCAAAUUAUUUUAUUCGUGUGCUCCGGGUGAAAGAAUUCGAUAUGCGGAUGUUACUUCACUUUAUCCAUUUGUUAUGAAGACGAAAAAAUUUCCGAGAUCUCAUCCGAUCCUUCUUACCAAAGACUUUCAAAACAUCGAAUCCUACUUUGGUCUUGUCAAGUGUAAGGUUCUAGCUCCCGAAGGAUUGUAUUUUCCGGUAUUGCCAGUUAGGAUAGAUGGAAAGCUAUAUUUUCCCUUGUGUAAGGAAUGUGCCAUUGCUCAUUUAAACAAGUGUUCGCAUUCGAGAGAAGAAAGGAGUUUUUGGGGAACUUGGACUACUCCCGAGAUAAACAAAGCUAUUGAGAAAGGAUAUCAAAUUCUAGAGAUAAAGGAGAUUUGGCAUUUUCCUGAAACCUCUUCUGAUUUGUUCACUGACUAUGUGAAUACGUUUUUACGGUCUAAACAAGAAAGCUCAAAUUAUCCUUCUUGGGUGGUCACGCAAGAUGAUAGAGCGCGCUAUAUACAAAGUUACUUCGAGCACGAAGGUGUACGAUUACGACCUGAAAAAAUUCAGACUAACCCUGGUUUAAGAGCGAUUUCAAAACUAUGCCUUAAUUCUCUUUGGGGGAGGUUUGGGAUGAACACAGAUCGUGUACAAUCGGAAUUAAUACACGAUCCAAAAAGGUUUUACGAUAUCCUGAAUGGUGAUGAUCAUGACGUGCAUGAUAUGCAUGCAUCUAAUAAGUGA
Actinia tenebrosa (Australian red waratah sea anemone) is the source of this 3675-nucleotide messenger RNA. RefSeq lists its product as uncharacterized. Gene Ontology annotation, biological process: DNA replication. NCBI's taxonomy places the organism in Eukaryota, Metazoa, Cnidaria, Anthozoa, Actiniaria, Actiniidae. Gene Ontology annotation, molecular function: DNA-directed DNA polymerase activity; nucleotide binding; DNA binding. The record is from RefSeq and is a predicted model, not a curated record.